Molecule: messenger RNA, 1491 nt
Organism: Penicillium manginii
Lineage: Eukaryota; Fungi; Ascomycota; Eurotiomycetes; Eurotiales; Aspergillaceae
Product: putative MFS transporter
Exons: 6
Coding region: 1-1491 (496 amino acids)
Biological process (GO): transmembrane transport
Cellular component (GO): membrane
Molecular function (GO): transmembrane transporter activity
Source: RefSeq, a predicted model, not a curated record
AUGAUCCGCAUAGAUGGCGUGAGUAGUGCAAGCGAGCGUGCACAGGUCACCGAGAAGGAUGCGGCAUUGGCUUUGGUCAGUGAUGUGGCACAAGAGAUUGAUCCGGUGAUUGCUAAACGAGUGCUGCGGAAAAUUGAUCUCUAUUUUAUGCCUGCUAUGCUGAUAGGGUAUGGCAUGGUUUACUAUGACAAGGCUAUUUUAGGUAGUGCUUCUCUUUUCGGAAUGACCACGGACCUGAAGCUGUCAGUGGUCGACAAUUCAACAACACCUCCGUCGGUAGACACAUCGCGUCUCAGCUGGGCCACUUCCAUCUUCUAUUUUGGCAUGCUGGCAGGCCUUUACCCGAUGACUCUCGUCCUUCAACGAUUUGACACACGUUGUGUUCUUGGCCCCAUCGUACUGAUCUGGGCCAUUGUUUGUGCAGCCACCGCAGGUGUGACAACUUGGCAGGGGCUCUUUAUCCAGCGGUUUUUUCUCGGCAAGUUUCUCUCCAGCCAUUACUAUACGCAAAAGGAACAAUCUAUGAGACAAGCCUGGUGGUUUUCUGGUACUGGUUGGUUUACCAUCAUUGGCGGUGCCCUGAACUAUGGAUUUGGCCAAAUUUCAUCGGGAUCUUUAGCCAAAUGGCAGUACAUCUACAUCCUUGCGGGUGGCUUGACCUUCAUAUUCGGCCUCUGGUGCUGCACUAUGCCAAAUUCCCCAGUAUCGGCCUGGUUCCUGACUGCCGAGGAGCGAUUUGUCGCCGUGGAGCGCCUUCGAAAAGGGCAGACCGGGGUCCGAUGCCAGAAAAUCAAGCUGGGCCAUGUCAAGGAAGCGUUUACGGAUGUAAAGCUGUACUUGAUCGCCAUCAUGAUGGCAGCGGCUUACACCAUCAAUGGCGCUAUCUCCGGUUUCGGACCUUUGAUCGUUUCAACCUUUGGAUACGAUACUUUGGACUCGAUUCUCUUCCAAUUUCCUGUCGGGGCCGUGUGUGUUAUUUUCAUUCCCCUGUGUGGCUACAUACCGACAGUCAUCCCGAAUACACGCAUUCCAAUGCUCAUAGCCUGUUGUCUUCCUGUCAUUGCUGGAUGCAUCAUGAUUUGGAAAUCAGAAUGGGGGUACCAGCCCACAACUCCAGUUGUCGGCUACGCAUUGACAGGAUUUUUCGGCCCUGUAGUCAGUCUGGUGAUCACUCUUGGCGCUAGCAAUGUUGCUGGUGCGACAAAGAAAUCAAUCAUGGCAAGUAGCACCUUCGUUGCAUACACCGUUGGAAAUAUCAUUGGACCACAGCUUGUCAAGAGUACCACCAAGGUCCAGCAUUACCCCGAGCUGUGGCAAGGCAUGAUCAUCUGUUACUGUAUCACGAUUGCUGCGGCGGUUAGCCUAUACGUUGUCCUGUGGAAGGAAAAUCGGCAUCGAGAUACAUUAGAGUUGGAUGAAAUUCAGCGUGACAAGAUUGCCUUUGAUGAUCUUACUGACAAACAGAAUCCGUUCUUCAGAUACGCUCUAUAG